This is a messenger RNA of Aspergillus heteromorphus CBS 117.55, 3380 nucleotides long. RefSeq lists its product as uncharacterized. The record is from RefSeq and is a predicted model, not a curated record. The transcript has 2 exons. Bases 65 to 2995 code for a protein of 976 amino acids. Lineage: Eukaryota; Fungi; Ascomycota; Eurotiomycetes; Eurotiales; Aspergillaceae.
GCAGAACAUGGACUAUCUAUGAGCAGCAGCACUUAAGACCAGACCGCGACCUCAUCGGCGCAACAUGGAGGAGAUCCGACCGACUGCGAAAUGGGCAAACCGCAUGUUGCGCCCCUUGACAUCCAUCCACCACCGCCUCGAGAAACACCACGAGAUUCGCAAGAGCAUCGCCGACGCGAGAUCGAAAGAGAAAGACUCCGCCAGCGAGACCGACGAGAAUGCGCGGGUCCCGACCGCCACCGCCGACGCAGCAGACUGCACGACCUUCUCGGACGAAGAACCCGACGACCCGGCCUGGAUCCCGGGAAAACCGAAUCGGCGCAUCAGACACAACUACUCAAGCCGCGGGCAGAGGAACGGGGCGCGGAGACGCAGUCGGCUCUUGAUCAAGAGCCCGGAAGUGCAGCGCACGCUCCCUGGCGCCAUUGAGAUCGCGACCCCGUUGAUCACGGGAAGGACACUAGGGGGCGCGUCGGAGGCAUCCACGUCCGCGUCGAUCCGGAAACAAUUAUUUCGCAAUGUGACGCUACCGUCGGCUGCGGGUGAGGCUGCCGGGACGGGACAGGGCGAGAAUCGCAGAGCGUCGCGGACGAACAAUGCCAACUUCCCGGCCUACCAGGGCUCGUGGAAGGAGGCGUUGGAUUUCUCGGGCGAUGCGGGUGUCGUGGAUGUCGCGCGGUUUUUGGAUCGCAUGUUUAUGAAGUUUUUGAAUAAUACGCGGGCGGGCGCGCAGCGGGAGGAGGGGGGCCGGGGGGCUCGGUCGUUGCUGGCGAUGGCGGCAAGACGGCUUCCCGAGUUUAUUGCUGAUGAGCAGAGGCUGCAAGAUGAGGCGGAGGAGGAUGGCGAGGUCGAUAUGUGCGAUGCCUACUUUACGGAACUGGAGGCCCAUUAUGCCCCUGGUGGUCGGGGAUGGCAGCCCCUCCGUGAUGCGGUGCGCGCCCAGGGGAUCCACCUGAUCUCGGAGAUGAUGUUGAAAGGUUGGGUCCCGCGGUUGGCGACCUGUCGUCUUUUGGAGGAGUGCCUCAACCAGGGAGAGUUGGACGCCUUUGAAACCCUAUUAUCUCGAUAUCUCACCACUAUCCGAACAUACGAUUACCCGCCCGCGUUCGACCCCCCCGGCCCUCGAGCGCGCGGCGAUGACCCGAUUCACAUACUACGCGUGUACUACACACGGGCGCCUGGACGGAGGUACUUUGUCUUCGAUGAGGUGGCCAAACUGCUGUCGCGCCGUGCAUUCCCGCCCGAGUGGAUGGUCACGGCCCGGUGGAAGAAGUGCGUGGAUGGCGCCAUCCGGUCGCUGUCGACUGGCGAUGGCGAUUCCGCGGCUGCCACCCGGGCUAUUGAAGCUAUUGUCCUGUCGUCUGCGGGCGUCUUCCCGGUCACGGAUUCACCUGUCGUCCGGGCGAAGGGAAAGGGGAAGGGAAGAGGGAGAGGGAGAGGGAGAGGGAAAAAUGCGAUGCCUGCGAAAGAUACGCGCGCGAAAGAUACUAGGGCCUCCGUCGCGAAUUCGUCGACUCUCCCUCAAGACCUGUCUCCGUGCCCUAUCCCGAUCCAAGACGCGCUUACCAACCUCUCCUCGAGUCUCGUCACCGCACUCUGCGGGAUGAGCAUCGCGCGGUCGCAGGCCCCGGACGCCGACGAGCGAUCGACGGGCCGGAAGGUCAGGUUUGUCGUGGGGUCGCUGUCCUUCACCGUGCAACGGGCCAUCGGGCUGGUCUUGUCGCUGCGGGAGAUGGAGGGCCUCAGUUUCCACGGCCUGCGCCGGGGCUAUGUCUUGCUGGGCGAGUGGUUGCUCCAGUGCCAUGAAACAUCUACGCCGGAGGUCAUCAGCCAGUCCAACUUGAUUUCGCCCAAGAACGUGGAAUCGUUCUGCCUCUCGUUAGCCAACCAACAGGAAUGGGUCAAACAGCUCGCCGAGUUCGUCCAACAGGUGUUUCACUGCUGCGGGCACGCACGCAAGGGCGAUCCCACCCGGACCCCCCGCGAGGUGCGGACGAUUGUCUCCCGGCUCGCUCAGCUGACGACGAGGACGGGAAGAAUGCCUCUACUCGGGAAAGUGGCCGCGGAAACGGCCAUGGCCCUGGCAGAGAUUACGUUGGACGAGGACGACCACGCGUGGGCGCUGGAAACCCAAGGACAGGCCAUCUCCUCCCAGCAGGAGAGGCCCGCCGACGAGUAUGAGUAUGAGUCUGAGUCUGAGUCGCUCGCCUCGACGCAUCAGCCAUCCUCACAGACGGCGCUCGACCUGUACCGGUGGGAGGACAGCAUCGGGGAAUGGGUAGCCAGCACCCCAGCCCCUAAAGCCCCUCAACCCCCCAAGACGUCUACCAGCACCGACCGCGUAUCGACGGAAUCCUGCUCGACCAGUAGCCGGUCCCCGAGCCCAGCACCGUCGGAGACGGUCGCGUCGAGCGUGACUUCGUCUGCGCCCUCGGUGUCGGGGAAACGAGGACGAGGAUGCGCGCAGGCCGAUUGGACGCCACCGUUGCCAUCGCCGUCCCCGAAAAGACUAAGGCUUCGCUCGAGCGCGAGGACGAAUGCCGCCGCCGUCGCUGUGAUGUCGCCCAGCGACGAGUCCACCCGCUCGGGCUCCCCCGUAGCCGCCCGCACACGCACGGCGCUUCGCGAUCUGCCCCAGGCCAAGAACCGUGUGGUGCAGGUGCAGCAGCAUCGUGCCACUGCCAUGGCCUCUAGGAAAGUGGCACCCCAGAUCGAGGUGGUCAUCAUCAAUCGCAGCCCCUCUGCCUCUGGCCUCUCUCCCUCCACGAUGGAUCUGCCCGCCCCGUUGACGGUGUGCCGGCCCCGGAAUGCGCGCGGGCGCGGGCGGCCCCCAGCCAACCGCCUGAACCUGAAGCCCCCUCCGCUGCCCACCAGUCUCCCAGACCCAAAGCUUGAUCUGCCCCGGGUGACUCGCACGCGCACGCCAGCCGUGCAGGUGCGGCGUGAGAUUCCUUGUUCGCAGGACGAUAGCGAGGAUGAGUUGAGUUUUCUGUAAGCGGGGGUUGCGUUGGUUGGAGUUGAGGGUUCGUGGCUGGCUUGGGUGCUUGGUGUUGGCGUUUGCAAUUUUUGGGGCGGGUCUGGUUUAGCUUUGGGGGUGUGUGUCCCUUGGGAAUCUGGGAUCUUAUUGAUUAGAGUAUUUGGAUUUGGAUUUGGAUUUGGUCUUGGUCCCUGGGGUCUGGGCUUGGCUUAUUGGGGACAGGGUUGAGGAUUAGGAUCAUUGGUUCUGGAUGAUACCCGCCGGCAUUAUUAUUCUGGCCCGAAUUUGGAUUGGAUUCGGUAGUUAGUUAGUUAGUUAGUUAGUUAUCGAGUGAUUACUGGUGAGAUACUACUGGUUAGUGAGAUAGAUUAAGUUGGCGUUUUAGGGUUUUUGUCAAUGCAUG